Messenger RNA from Oncorhynchus gorbuscha (pink salmon), 5235 nucleotides. RefSeq names its product epidermal growth factor receptor kinase substrate 8-like protein 1. Bases 136 to 2178 code for a protein of 680 amino acids. Gene Ontology annotation, molecular function: actin binding. Lineage: Eukaryota; Metazoa; Chordata; Actinopteri; Salmoniformes; Salmonidae. The record is from RefSeq and is a predicted model, not a curated record. The transcript is spliced from 20 exons. Gene Ontology annotation, biological process: positive regulation of ruffle assembly; regulation of Rho protein signal transduction; Rho protein signal transduction. Gene Ontology annotation, cellular component: plasma membrane; ruffle membrane; vesicle.
UACAGAGAGUGACAGAGAGAGCAGGAACAGGAUUAAGAAAGCUGCUGCCUCACUGAACGAGACACAUUUCUCAACUUUGUGGAUUUCGGGUCAAGGGUUGGAGGAAAACCCAGAUAUCUGUCAAGUAACAGUCACAUGAUGACAGACGUCUCACAAUAUCUUAUCAAUCACCUGGUGACGUUCUCCCUGCAGGAUGGGGAGGUGAAUAGUGUGGAUGAGGCCCAGUCUCGUCUGUCCCGACUGGCCCGGGCGGAGAAGCUGUGGAGCCAGCAGAUAGUUCUGGAGAUUAGCCCUGAGGCCCUCCGACUCAGAGACACACAGAGCCAGGAUGAGUUGGAGAAGUAUCCAGUUGCAUCUAUCCAUCGCUGUGACGCCAUCCUCACUGAGAAACGAUUUCCAUCCCUCCUGUUACUCGUUUGCCAAAGCGUACCUCAGAUAAAGCCUGACGUUCUCUUCUUCAACUGUGAGACCGUAAGGGCAGAGCAAAUCCGUGACGACAUCACAAGGGCAGUGUCAGGUUACUCAUCGAGGUCCAAGAAGCGCCCAGAGGCCCUCAGACUUCCUCCGAUAGACCCUGUUCUUCCUCAAAAUACCAAAGCAGCGAUGAUGGACCCCUACGGAAUUCCGAGUCCCCCCAUUCCACAUGCUCCCAAUGCCCCACCUGCCAACCCUCCACCCUACCCAGGAAUCAGAGCAAAUGGCGUCAACAGUGGGCAUCAACCUGACAGCUCUUUUCUACGAGCUGAGAAAGAAGUGGGGAUCCUUAAUCACUGUUUCGAUGACAUCGAGGUCUUCAUGGCAAAGCUCCAACAGACUGCAGAAGCUGCCUCCGUUUUAAGCCAGAGGAAGAAGAAGAAGAAAAGUCGCAAGCAAACAGCAGAGGAGGACUUGCUUACUGCAAAAGCUCGCCCUCCACCCGAAGAAGAAUUCAUGGACAUCUUCCAAAAAUUGAAAUACUGCUUCAGCCUACUGGCUCGGCUCAAGUCUUCCAUCUCCAACCCAUCCUCAGAGGAGCUGCUCCACCAUGUGUUCAAACCUCUGGAUAUGCUGGUGAGGACUACCGGGGGCCCUGCCCUAGGGGCCUCAGUGACCAGUCCUGCCCUGACCAACUCAGCCGUAACCCUGCUUCAAGACAACCUGUCUGAGGAGGAGAGGCUGCUAUGGACGUCUCUGGGGCCCCACUGGACACUCCCACGUUCCCAGCUCAAAGGGCCAGUGGCCCCAUACACACCAGUAUUUCUGGACGGGUGGAAGCCAGAGGCCUCCAGGGCAGACAGGCAGGUUUAUGAGGAUCCAGUUGAGUCACAACACAAACAUGAAGCCCUGAGAGAAAAACAAGAGUUGCAGCCUACUCAGCCAGUUGGACCUCCAGUCACCCCUAAGAGCAAUGAAAUGGAUAGCAGUGUCCUACCCCCCGAGGGAGAGAGGAUGUACAGUUGCAGCUAUGACUUUGUGGCUCGCAACAACAGUGAGCUGUCAGUACAACAGGGAGAUACACUGGAGGUCGUGGAGUCUUCCAAACGCUGGUGGAAGUGUCGAAAUCGCUUCAACGAGGUUGGCUUUGUCCCAUUCAACAUCCUGGAGCCAAUGGCUCACAUAGACAGCCCUGUCACCAUGAGAGAACCUAAGCCUCCGGUCUCACCUGCCCUGACCAAGACUCACAUUCCUCCCAGCCCUCCAGCCUUUAACCCUAGCUCCUUGACUCCUAGCCCCUCAGCGCACCACCGCCCUCGCCCACUAUCAUACAACCAAUACAGCCAACACAUUCCAGCCGGAGAUGACGCAGACAAAGUCAUGAUGGUGAAUGACGAACUGCUCCAGAGACUGACCAAUGGGAAGGCCAACCUGAACAAGCCACUGGUCAUCCCUCGCUCGUCGGACACCUUGGUCCCUCUGGACUACAACUCACCCCCCGAGGAGGUGGAGCAGUGGCUCAGGGGGAAGGGCUUCAGUGAGACGACGGUGACAUUACUGGGAAAGCUGACAGGAGCCCUGCUCUUCUCUCUGAACAAGGAGGACCUACGACAAGUCCUACCAGAUGAGGGCGCCAGAGUGUACAGCCAGCUCACUGUGCAGAAAGCACUGUUGGAGGACGCCCGGAAGGCCACUGAGCUGGAGGCAGUGAUGGAAAAACAGAAGAUGAAGAUGGAUCUGAAGCUGGAGAGUAGCACACUAUAAGACCCACGUUUCAGACAUCAUGUGUCACUCCCCCAUAAAAGGAAGAAUCCAACUGAAAGAGAAAAAAGCCAGCACCACUGGCUUGAUUCUAUCUAACAAACAUUCAAAAACUGUCAGAUGUAACAUUAUGCAAAUAUUCAUUUUAUGGUUGCUCUUCAAGCCAGGCUGUGCAGUCUUGGAUCAAGGCUUUGUUUUUUUGUUGCAAAUGCUUGCUUCGGUUAAAACUUUUUAGGAUAAAUUGUCCUCUGUUAAGCCAAUGUACAAUUACACUUAGGCCCUGAGCAAUGAUCUCAGGUAAAUAGAUUAAUACAACUUUGGGAUUUUUAUUCAGGCUUCAGAGAAAAUCAUCUUCUAGCAAAAUAAUACAAACAGACCAAACCAAUACUAGAGCUGGCACCCAUUAGGAACAGUUAUGCAUUCCUUUAUAUGUGUUUGCAUCCAAUUUCAAGUGACUGACAUACAUGAACCAACAUAUUCAGAAGAUGUACAAGCUGUGGAUUCAGCAUCAAAAUACUGGAAAGUAAAAUGAACAUAAGCAGGUACUUAGGAUAUUGUUCCCAGCACCAAGUGUCAUAGUCCAAAACCAGGGUAACGUAACUGACUACCUGGGUAACGUAGCUGACUACCUGGGUAACGCAGCUGACUACCUGGGUAACGUAGCUGACUACCUGGGUAACAUAGCUGACUUCCUGGGUAGCGUAACUGACUACCUGGGUAACGUAGCUGACUUGCUGGGUAACAUAGCUGACUUGCUGGGUAACAUAGCUGACUUCCUGGGUAGCGUAGCUGACUACCUGGGUAACGUAGCUGACUUGCUGGGUAACAUAGCUGACUUGCUGGGUAACAUCGCUGACUUCCUGGGUAGCGUAACUGACUUCUAGGGUCACAGAGUCAUUAUCAAUCCAAAACAGCAUUUCCUACUCAAUCCAUUGGAGACCUGCAAAGUCCAUCAUGUCUACUACACACAAAUACAGACUUCACAUGACAUGAAAACUUGGAACAAACUUGUAAAAUUCUCUCUCUCAAAAAAAAAAAAGAAGACUCCAUUUCUGAACACAAAGGACAAUAAAAUCUAAAGCGUGAGGAAAUCCUUAUGACAUAUUCAUUCGAACUGCUGCAAUCUCUCCAAAUAUAAAUGUCUCGUUAGUCAGUCUAGGCCACAACUAUAGAAGCAAAGGGUAUUUCACAAGCUGACAGAAAUGAGCUAACUAAUGUUCACAACUGACCAAAUUCCUUUUGUAUUUCCAAAUGUCCUGAUCCAGUCAAACAACUAUAUGUCUUCGUUGAUCAGUCUUAUAAUCUGUUCUGCACAUAUCUGACCUAUGAUUACUGGUAUGUUAAAUAUUUUUUGCAACUUUAACUGGCAAAUUACUGCGACCAGCAUAGUGAAAUAGCCUCUAGGAUGGGAAGGAAGCCUCGAAGAGUGAAGACAAUCUAAGGCAGUAUGCCGAGUUGUGUUCAUUAGGACACUAAUUGCAAACUUUUCACUAUGUUUUUAGGGAGAGCAAAAAUGUGCUUUUCUUAUUGGACAAAUCCAGAUGACGCCUCCCUGUUUCAGUCCAGUUUCUUCUGUUUGGUGCCUAAUGAACAUGACCCAGGACAGUAUGCAGGAAGUAUGAUUAAGCAGUGUCUCAAUCGCACAGCAAUCCUGACAGUUUAAAAGUAACAGUAUCAAAACAAAGAAACAUUUAAAUCCUCUAUUCUUUAAUUUUAUGGUUCAUUCAAUGGUCAUUAAUUUAUAAUUUCUAUAGCUACCACUUAAAUUGUAUAUUUAGGAUAGUUUCAUAGAAUAUGUAUAUAAAAUCAAAUUAAUUGCAAUCAACAGCCAUCACUUAAAACAUAUGCUGGCAGGACUUUGUGCACCCCCACAACAUUCAACAACUACCGAUAUAUUUGAAUGCUUGAAAUAUAUACAGUACCAGUCAAAAAGCCACAACACAACUAAUUGGAUCAAACGUAUUAAGGAAAGAAAUACAACAAAUUAACUUAAAGGCAUACCUGUUAAUUGAAAUGCAUUCUAGGUGACUACCUCAAAGCUGGUUGAGAGAAUGCCAAGAGUAUGCAAAAGGGUGGCUACUUUUAAAAUAUAUUUGGAUUUGUUUAACACUUUUCUUGGUUACUACAUGAUUCCAUACGUGCCAUUUCAUAGUUUUGAUGUCUUCACUAAUGCUCUACAAUGUAGAAAAUAGUAAAAAUAAAGAAUAACCCUUGAAUGAGUAGGUGUGUCUAAACUUGACUGGUACUGUAUAUAUUUGCUCAAUAUACGAUACACACACACACACACCUGUGGUCAUAUGAGCUCUAUUUAUUUGGGACACAGUGGGUUGGCUGGAAUAUCUGUCAAAUCAAAACGUCUCUGGACAUUGCUGUUAAGAGAGUCCUUAUAGAUAUGUGGACAGGUAUGAAAGAGAGAACAGGAGGUUGUGUUUUGAGGAUGGAUAGAUAGCGAGAGUCCUCAGAGGUCCCCGGUGUCUCUGUCCCUGUCCUGCACCCGGCGGGAGUCAGUCCUCCCGUUCUGAUCCCUGCUGUCUUGCCGCCUCUCGGAGGAUCCCCUCUUCCUGCUUCGCUCCCGUGAAUGGUCUCUGGAGGAGCGCUCUCGAUCCCUGGACGACCUGGAACCGUUCCACACGGUCUUGUUACACACACAUCUAAUGUACAUUUAUUAUGAGAAGAGCUUUUAUUAUUGUGUACAUGUCUGAGUAAUGAGAUGACGUAUGUGUGUGUGUUCUCUCCUACUUGUGUCUGGUGCUGGGCUCGUGGCGGUGGCCCUUGCUGCAGGAUCGGCUGCGGUGGCGUCUCCUCCUCUCCCGGUCCCUGGAGCGCGAGCGGGAGGAACGCCGCCUCUCCCGAGAUGAGGAACGCCGUCUCCUACGUUCGCGAGAGCGGGACCUGCAGCACAGACACAGAAAAGUUCUAUAUACACAAUAUCAUUGUUUAUUACUGUAUCUAAUCUAGUUCAUAUGGCAGCAGAUGGCCGGGGGCCCAUACUAACCUAUGUUCCCUGCUCCGUUCCCUGCUCUGUGAUUUGGUCCUAUAAAAACAACAGACAAUAAUUAA